AUCAGCCCCUCACAGUCAAUUCUGCCUCGUGGAGAGUCAAAAAUAAAUGAGUUCGUGUGUGUGUAAAGUUAAGAUAACGAGUCCUGUCCUACGUGGCAGAGCUCGUCGAUAACGACGAGGCCUCCUAGGUAUUUUCAGUGUUAUCACCACCUGAAACCGGUGGAUUGCUGAAGCACUCUGACUUUCCUGAUAAUCAUGGUGGAUAAAAGCUCAGCGUCAGAAGUUUGGAUUGAAGGUCAAAAAGUCCAGCCGCUCCCAAAGCCUUUAUCUCAGACUCAAAAGUGGGACUCUCCUCUCUGGGAAGACGGUGUUAGUGCUGCAGACUCAAGACUUGUUUGUGUGCUGAAGAGACUGUGAGUGAGAACACAUGAAAACGGAGAACUGCAGCUGUGUUUUCCUCCAGCAGAUGUCACCAGUGAGUCAGUGAUGAGCUGACUGGGAGCAGGCAGCUCAUUGUUUGUACAUGAAGAAAUCUGCUCCAGAUAGACUAUGACAACUUUUUUUUUUUCAUUGAGCACAUACAGUAGAGUCGUAAAUACAGCAGCUGACCGUGGUGUGUGAUCGGAGCUACAGUUUGGACAGAUCCUGCGACAUCUUUUAUUUAUUUUUUAUUUUUUGACAAAGUGUGGGCUCAUUGAUCAAACGUGAGGACUUUAUAAUGAGAUAAUUAAUAUCAAUGAAUGGAAAGAUUAUUUAAAAUGUGUUGCAUUCCCAUAAGGCUCGAGAUAAUAAUUUAAUUAGUAAAAAUUCAAAUUACAAGCAGGCCAACAUGCGCUAUAAACAACAGAAUAGACCUGCUGCUGUACUGCAUGACUUCACUUAAUUUAUUAGUAUAGGCUAUUAACUUAACAGUGUUUAGUAUUGUAAUUGUAAAGUAUUACCGUAGGAUGCAGCCUCUUUAAAGGGCAUGAGUGCAUUUAGUGAGAACCCUUGGGUUGGAUUUGAAAUGCAGAGGCCAGCUGCACUUUGGACACUUUGACGCUCAUUUCUUCGUCGGCCACGCUCGUGCAACUUCUAAAUAAUCCGCAUCAAAUCACGAACAUUUUCCACAUGGGUGUGUUUUCGGGAUAAAAUGCACCACAUACACUCGGGUGUGUAUGGGUGAUGUGGAAGAGUCGGAACGAAUCCAUUAAGCGUUUAAAAAAAAUAAUCAAUUUAAACCAUAAUAAACUAUUUGCAACAGCAGCCACGGUUUAUGUCAUCAUCAUAAUAACCUAAUUGGGCUGUAUCUCUAAUGUGAGACGCCGUGUGUGCACUGUAAAAACAUUUAUAGUCUCAUAACAGUGCGCGCACCCUCCCUUCGCUCUGUCCCUCUUGACUUGGUGACAGACCUAAAAGCCUUUUGUUGCAAUCUUAGCCAAUGGAGACGGAUUACGACACCGGGCAGCUGAGAUAUAUAAAGAGCCCCUUUUUGACCGCACUUGCACAUUUUUCAGUGACACUUCUGAACAUUCACACACCUCCAUGGACUAAAUUGUACAGAAGAGCCCCAAAAACAGCCAUUGUACUACACGUGAGCGGGCUGCGCAUGCAUCAGACAGAUAAUUUAACUUUCAAUCACAGCAGCCCGUACCGAGACACACUGGAACGUACUUUUUUCUUUUUGACAAUUUAUUGCAAAAUCUCCUGCUGUUACUGCUGCUGCUCCAAAAAGAGGCAACUUCGGGGUGAUCGUUUUGGAUUAGAUGCAUGUCACUGAUUCCCUGGCUGUUGUAGGAUAAGGCAAGGAGCGGCGCACAUCCGAGAGAGGGGUUACAACGGGAUAAAGCGAGUAAAAAGACAAGAGAAAGAAAGAAAAAAAAAAGUUGCGUUUCUUGGUGUCCACGCGUCGUCAUGCCGAGGUACAACUUCUUACUGUGCUUGAUGGUGCUCAUCUCCCUGGGACAGUCGGGGAGCGAUGAGCCCAAUCUGCUGCUGCCUUCUGCCAGCGAGACGCCCACGGAUGCCGGGCUGUCCCUGCUGGACGAGGACGCCGGUUCCCACGAGUGCUCCGCCUGUGUUUGGAGGGAGCAGAGCAAAGUGCUGAGACUGGAGACCAUCAAGUCCCAGAUCCUGAGCAAGUUGCGUCUGAAGCAGGCGCCCAACAUCAGCCGGGAGGUGGUCAAUCAGCUGCUGCCCAAGGCGCCUCCGCUCCAGCAGCUCCUGGACCAUCACGACUUCCAGGGAGACGCGUCGUCCCAGGAUGAGUUUAUGGAGGAGGAUGAGUACCACGCCACCACGGAGUCCGUGAUCACCAUGGCCUCUGAGCCGGAGCCCCUGGUGCAGGUGAACGGGAAGCCGAGCUGCUGCUUCUUCAAGUUCAGCCCCAAGUUGAUGUUCACGAAGGUGCUGAAGGCCCAGCUGUGGGUGUACCUGCGACCGCUGCAGCAGACCUCCACCGUCUACCUGCAGAUCCUCCGGCUGAAGCCCGUUACGGAGCAGGGCAGCCGCCACAUCCGCAUCCGCUCCCUGAAGAUAGAGCUCAACUCCAGGGUUGGCCACUGGCAAAGUAUUGACUUUAAGCACGUGUUGCAGAACUGGUUCAAACAGCCCCACACCAACUGGGGGAUCGACAUCAACGCCUUUGAUGAGAGCGGCAAUGACCUGGCUGUUACCUCACUGCGACCUGGGGAGGAGGGGCUGCAGCCGUUCCUGGAAGUGAAGGUUCUCGAGACGACCAAACGUUCUCGGAGAAACCUCGGCCUGGACUGCGACGAGCACUCCACCGAGUCGCGCUGCUGUCGCUACCCUCUGACUGUGGAUUUCGAGGCGUUCGGCUGGGACUGGAUCAUUGCUCCCAAACGCUACAAAGCCAACUAUUGCUCCGGCCAGUGCGAGUACAUGUUCAUGCAGAAAUACCCGCACACCCACUUGGUGCAGCACGCCAACCCCCGUGGCUCCGCAGGGCCCUGCUGUACGCCAACCAAGAUGUCCCCCAUUAACAUGCUCUACUUCAAUGACAAGCAGCAGAUCAUUCACGGCAAAAUCCCAGGGAUGGUGGUGGAUAGAUGUGGCUGCUCUUAGGCUGCAGGGGAGAGGCACACUUGUGUACAGCCACCAUCGCAUCGAACCACCCAAAACCCUUACGGAGCUCUCCCCUGGCACCAGAACCCACUCCUCUGCACCAGAUUUCACUUUUGCUCAGCCACAAAAAUCAUCCCACUGGGUUUUUCCAUAUUUCCAGUAAUUAAACUGAUUCUAACUGUAAAAGAAAAAGAUAUAAAUGAAACAUGAAUCAAAAAAAGACUAAAAGGAGUGACUGAUGGGAAUACAGUACAUUAUGAAUGAAUUAAAGAGCUUGUCCUGGUGGAGCAGCUUCACAAAAAAAAAAAAAAAACGGUAAAU
Molecule: messenger RNA, 3324 nt
Organism: Acanthopagrus latus (yellowfin seabream)
Lineage: Eukaryota; Metazoa; Chordata; Actinopteri; Spariformes; Sparidae
Product: growth/differentiation factor 11-like
Exons: 5
Coding region: 1834-3003 (389 amino acids)
Biological process (GO): SMAD protein signal transduction
Cellular component (GO): extracellular region
Molecular function (GO): cytokine activity; growth factor activity
Source: RefSeq, a predicted model, not a curated record